Molecule: messenger RNA, 596 nt
Organism: Rotaria sp. Silwood2
Lineage: Eukaryota; Metazoa; Rotifera; Eurotatoria; Philodinida; Philodinidae
Source: the annotation of a GenBank genome assembly
CGUAUAGUCGUGAUUCAUUGAAUGGAUACUUAACAAAAGAUGUUUGUGAUGCAAUUCGAAAUAAUGUUGAUCUGAGUAUGAUUCAACAUUUUGAAUUUUCAUCAACUAUCGGCACCGCUGAAGCCUUUAUUGAAUUAAUUGAAAAUAUGACUAAUCUUUCUUCUAUUCAUAUUCGAUACUUACAUAGUCUUGAUCUAUUUAAUCUAGUUUCAUCACCAAAUCUCUUGAUUCGACAUCUUGUUUUAUUCGAUUAUGAACCAACAACAAGAAAACAACUUUUUUAUCAUAUAUGUCGAAUCUUUCCACGAUUAACCCAUUUGACGACAGAUUAUCAUUCACGACGAAGACUUUGUUAUUUAUUAAAUGAACUUGUUCAUCUUGAAACGCUCACUUUGCGUUUAGCUCAAGAUCAAUAUGCUCCAAAUCAUUCUUGGAUCAAGAAACAUAGUCGACUACAAAUGAAUUCUUUUGAAAUCAGAGUAUUUAAUAUUGCUUAUACAGAAAGAGAGUUGGUUUUGUGGAUCAAUACUAUUAAUAAUAUAGAGCAUCAACGUCAUCAUCAACAUCAUACAUUAAACAAAUGUCGUAUUCAAUAA